Zerene cesonia (dogface butterfly) is the source of this 2563-nucleotide messenger RNA. RefSeq names its product putative phospholipase B-like 2. Gene Ontology annotation, molecular function: glycerophospholipase activity. The coding region runs from base 559 to 2229 and encodes 556 amino acids. Gene Ontology annotation, cellular component: extracellular region. The transcript has 13 exons. Lineage: Eukaryota; Metazoa; Arthropoda; Insecta; Lepidoptera; Pieridae. Gene Ontology annotation, biological process: phospholipid catabolic process. The record is from RefSeq and is a predicted model, not a curated record.
UCACCUUCAUAAAUGGAGACCGACCAUUCACCCAUUGAUGGUUAAUAUAGUUUACUAAUAAUUGUUCUGCCAAACGAAUCUCUAAUCAGUAACAAGUUUAUCUAAACUAUUUGCUUUACGAUGUUUUGCUUGCACAUGUCUUACCUAUGGAAAAAUAGAUAUCUAAUACAAAAUAUACACAAACUAGAUUCUACAUAGAAAAUGCUCUAAUGUAUUAAUGUCCGUACUUUUCCACUACUGUGCGUUUGUAUCUAUACAAACGCAAUCUCGAGCUGUUUAAAUGAAUACAAACAUGUUUAGAUGCGUUCAAAAACUGUUAAUAAUUAUUAUAUGGUGUGUAAAAUGUCAAACACAUGCUUGAUAUGUUGACAGUUGACACAAAAGUUAUUUGAAGGAACCGUCAAAACAAAUAUUUAAAUAAAUUUAAUAACAAAUAAAGAGGAACUAAACAGCAAGCGCCAGUUAUCGACACAUUAUUUAAUUCAAUCCUUAAGUAUAAAAUUAUUAAAUUAUGUUGUUUGUGCUUGUACAACGAAGAAAUUAUUUUUAUAAAUAACAAUGUUUUUACGAUACCAAAUUAUAAUAUUUCACAUUUUAUUUAUCAUUUGCGAGGCUAAAUAUGGAUUCAUUACAUGGUCCGAUAACGCUGUUAUAUCCGUGACUGAUAAUGUGUAUGAUAUUCCUGCUGUUCAUGUCGCCAGAGCUACUUAUUCGAAUGAAAUCAAUUCAACUGGCUGGGCAUUCCUCGAACUGCACACAACACCAGACUCCAGUGAUGAGAAGCAGGCAUAUGCAGCUGGUUUCCUUGAGGGGUACCUCACAAGGGACCUCAUCUGGAUGCAUUGGCAAAAUAUGCUUAAAGGGUACUGCUACAACAAAACGGAUGUGUGCGGUCUGAUAGAAGAUUAUGUGGACAAAAAUGAAGAAUAUCUUGCCGAUAUGAUCAAUAGCUAUCCAGAUGAUCCAUACUGGUAUCAGGUGAAAUUGUACAAAAUCCAGCUGGAAGGGCUGCCUGUGGGCUACAACCAGGCCACUUCACAUCCUUAUGAAUGGCUCACAGCGCGGGAUAUCUUAUGGAUAAACAUGCUGGGCGACCUGGAUGACCUGGCGUUCGCUCUGACCAUGCCAACCCUGACCCCCGAGGGUCUGCUGUUCGGGGAACACUGCAGCGGGCUGGUCAAACUGCUCCCCGAUCUAUCUGAUCUCUUCACCUCACACGUGACAUGGAACAGUUACCAAUCAAUGUUGCGCAUACAGAAGAUGUACGUACUGAACUACCGCACUUCCCCUCGCGACCCCCGCCCCCUCCCCGGGAGGAGGAUGUCGCUCACGUCGUAUCCAGCCUUUGUGCAGUCCACAGACGACUGGUACAUCACCAGCGCCGGGCUGGUCGCCGCUGAGACUACCAUCGGCAACAGUAAUAGGACGCUGUUCAGCCUCGUGCAGCCCAUUGGACAGGUAAUGGAAUUUGUACGUGCUAUGGUCGCUAAUCGUUUGGCGCAGAGCGGCAGUGAUUGGGUCAAAAUAUUCCGACAGCAUAACAGCGGCACUUAUAACAACCAAUGGUACAUAGUAGAUUACAAGAAGUUCAAAAGUAAAACGGAAUUUUCGGCGGGAAAAAUUGACGACGGCCUCUUGUGGGUGAUCGAACAAUUACCUGGCAACACUGAAGCGGCCGAUCUCACAGAGGAGCUAAAAGCAACGACGUACUUUCCGUCCUACAACAUAGCGUAUUUCCCGCGCAUUUUCAACCUCAGCGGCGGAAACGAACGUGUCGCCACAUUCGGCGACUGGUUCGGUUAUAAAACGAACCCAAGAGCUAGAAUGUUCCAGAAAAAACAGUCGUCGAUCGCAUCGCUACACGACACGAUGUCGGUGAUGCGCUAUAACGACUACAAGCACGACCCGCUCGCGCGCUGCGCGUGCGCACCGCCCUAUAGCGCGUGCAACGCGAUCGCCGCUAGGAACGACCUCAACCCAGCUAAUGGGACAUACCCAUUUCGUGCGCUCGGCCAUCGGAGCCACGGCGCGACGGACGCGAAGGUGACCAGCUCGGAGCUGGCCAGCAAGUUCCAGUUCCUCAGUGUUUCCAGCCCCACGUACAACAUCUCGAGAGGGAUACCGCCCUUUCAAUGGAGUGAAUUUGACAUGGGCUCCCAGAUAUCGCAUGAAGGCCAUCCGGAUCUGUGGAUGUUUCCCCCCCUCAUCCAUGAAUGGCAAUGGGGUUAAUUGCAUUUUUAUGGCUGCUAAAGUCAGCCUUUGGUUGAACUUUGACCUGAUAUAAUUUUUAUAGAAGCUAGAAAUGUUUAUAACUCAAUCUCAUAAAUACUCAUAUAUUUUUUUAAUAAUUAGUCUUUAGGGUUUAUACAAAUUCCGUUUUAAUAUUGUUUUCUCAUUGUCAUAGCUAUAAGACCUAAAUACUCAAUAGUACUAAAUCCUAGCCUAAUCCUACAUUACAUAUCUGUACUUCUCAUCAUCAGCCCAUAUAUGUUCCCACUGCUGGGACACAGCCCUCCUAUGAGAGUUCAGACCACAAUCCACCACGCUGGCCAAGUGUGGGUUG